GACAGUAUAGGCAGCAGCUAGGCAGGCAAGAUAAAGUUAUACAAAGUCAGUAUGUAUCGAGGGAAACGGCCUGAUAUUGUCAGGAUGUGAAUUGUUGACAUUUGAACUGCGCACGUGCGUUUGUUUAUAAUUUCAUUUCCCGCGAAAGAUCACAAAUUACAAAUUACAAAUUACAAAUUACAAAAGUUUAUUGAAUCCGUAUAAAAUUUACAUUUUACAUGGGACGAAAAUACAAUAAACAGUGCAGUGCAGAUAGAGAGUCAGAAGAAAAGAGAGCAAUAAGUAAUAAAAGUAAUCAAAUAAUACAGAAAUUACUUAAGAGUGCAAGAGAGUUGGUGGGCAUUAUUACAAUGAUUGCAGCACAUGACCUGCUAUCACGGACCUGCUAUCACGGAUAGGAUAUCACAUCAUCCCAAAAUGGCGGCGUGUCUUUGCCAACAUACCGACGGCGACGAGAUACGUGAACAUGAGCUUGCUGCUGACUUCAAAUACUUUAAACUCGGCGAUGGGGUCGAUCAGGAGAAGGCCAUUGCAACAUCCUCUACUUUACGCUCGGAAUCGCCAAUUCCAAACUCCGCAUCUCGCUGGAAACGGUGCCAUGCUGAAAAACUGAACAUUUAUUGUGUCCCCAUUCACAAGUCGCAGUAUAUGCAUCCCGUCGGCGUUGACGACGUCAUGGAUGCGGUCCAUCAGAAGAUCCAGAUGUCUGCUUCCGGCUUUUCUUCUGCCACUGAUCGGAAACUUCGGUCUAAGCGUAGUACAUCUUGUACCAGUAGGCCUAGGUCUAAAUCUACUGGUGAACAACAGAAAUCCUCCCACUCGGCCUCACGGUCACAGAAGCAACAGGCAGAAUCAGAAUCUGCUCUGCCAUGCCCACUGGAACUGACUGCCGAGUCAUUGCAAUUGACACCAUUGCAGCUGCCAACGCCAGCGGUAGAGAUGCACAUCAAAGAAAACAAAGGAUUCAGCCGUGACCGUGUCCACUAUGAAUAUGAUUACAAAAGCCUUCUUCGAGACAUGAUAAAGCCGAACCGUGAUCCAGACAAGUGCGAUAAGUGGUGGGCCAAAUUUGAACAUGAAGUUGUGCGAAGGUACAACAUUAUGGAAAUUGUCGAUAGAAACUUAACCCAGCCAGAUAUUGAUGAGGAGAUGUCCUUGGCAUUUUCGGAUUCAUUCAUGGUUCGAAGCUCAGCCAAUGCCAAUGCAGCCGAAUGCAAAGACCCAAGUAAGAAAAUGCUGGAAGAUCUGUUGAAAAAUGUCCAAGGGGAAGAGGAUAGAGUAAAACUUCUUCGUCAGAACACCUUGGCUGACCAGUCUAUGGACACUAGAACUCCUGUUUCCAAGGCAUUCGACUUCCUUGAUUUUCGUCUCACUAUGUUUUGCUUGCACUUCUUGGAAGCUCUUGACAGUUUGAUAGAAAACCAUGUGAAUGGCUUGCCCACUGAUGAACAUUGCUUUGAAAAUCUUUUUCAAACAUUUGCAAGAAUAUUCUUCUUGGAAUUCAGACAAGCCUCGAAGCGCUCCAUGAAUAUAUUUGGUGAGAAUGUGUCAUCCAUCCCUGACCUGCGUUGUGAGGUUUUGCAUGGUCAUCGGCUGCAAGGAGGACUGGUCAUCACAGUUGCUGAGGUAAAACCGCAAGUGAAAGAGUCACAGCCUAUUUCCAGCUACAAUCUGCGUUCAGGAGGGCCAACCGAGGAAUGGAUAGAAAAUCCUGAUAAUUUUGACUUACCAGAUGAAGUAUUUGGUCAGCAUGCUGCAGAGCUUCUUGUUGAGCUUCCAUACACAGCACUUACUCGUUUUGGCAACAAGGAAUGCAUUUUUGGUAUGAUAAUUCAGUGCACACGGGUUCGUCUGACCUGUCUACAUAUGUCUGAGGAGCACUUACAGAUGUUACAGGAGAGUGAGCCCAUAGAGCUGGAUGCAGACGACAAGGCUGAAAUCCAUUAUUCUAGAUCGUAUGAUAUGUUGAAUAGGGAGGACCGGAAACAUCUGGCAUACAUUCUGUUACUGUUUGCUUAUUUCACUGAUAAUGAUGUAUUUUUGAAGUAGGAAAUGGAAUGAACUUCUUGUAGCUUGCCUUUCUAUAACCUAUGCAAAUACGGUUUUCUCACGUUUGUAAGGUCCAGCGUACAAGAGUGUAAAGUAGUCCGUAGGCCAAUACUACCAAGGGCCUUAUGAAUUUGAGAAAACUGUUUAUACCGUAGUUUAGAUUGAAGGUUGGGUCAGUUCUUGAAUGUCUGAAAGUGAGAAUGCACAUUGCUGGCUUUAUGAAUUCUUGGUAUCAGUAAUAAUCACUUGAUGUUCUAAAAUAUGACUUAUUAUGAGCAUUGUCAUUGCCUGAGGUCCAGUGACCAUUUUACUCUGAAACUGCAGUAUGUUGCUGAGUUCCUAGCGGAGACGAGUCGAUGUCGAAGGUGGUAAAAUAUACCUGCUCAGCGAAUUGUUGGGGGUAUUAUUGUCACAGGAGUCAUCUGUCAGUCGGCCAUUUGUUUGUCUUUUUUCUAGGAUUCUGCCUUGCUUCGAAUGUGAGUCAAAUAGAGCAUUAGAGCGUCAAAUAGCUAUUUUAAAUGGUGUCAGCAUGGCAGUCAGUAAGACGGCCCAUAUGUAAAUUUUUUGGUGAUUUGUCUGAUUUGUACUUGUAGUUUGGCCAUCAUCUUGUCCAUUAAACUGAUACCAUUAUCUAAAUCUGAUUUGGACCGAAUUUCGGCUGAGUGCCAGACCCUUGGGCCUCUUGUCGCCUAUCGACCAUUUCAUUAAUUUUUAAUCGGACUGCUGUACAGAAUUGAAGUGGUUGCAGUUUGAGGUAGGAUUUAUUCAAUAGGGCAGACAUCAGGUAUUUGAAAUCAAUACUAUUCGUGAUGCAUUAAUUGCUCUCACAAUACAUCCAAUAGGUUGAGGCUUGAAGUAAGACAGCACAGUGAAAUCAGCUCCCGUUGAUGCGGGGAGCUGAAUCCAAAAUGAGGCAGAAGUCUGUGCUUAAGAGUCUGUUUAAAGAAGACCUGAAACCUUAGACCAUAUGGAUAUGGACUGUUAUUGGUGUCUGUUAUUAUCAUUUUACAUGUAUGUUAUCAUCGUCAUUUUACCACUUUGUUUAAAAGGUCUCAUCAUACAGGGUGUUAAAAAAAGUUUGGCACAGUUGAAAUGCCCAAUAACUUUUGUUUGAAAUAGACUAUACAUGUAGACCUAUAACACCCUGUAUGUUGCAUUUCAUGGCUUUUCUUUUUACACAUAGCUUAUUUUGGCUUUUUGGCAUUUACACUCAUUCAUUCAUUUUUACAGCAUGCAUGGUUUCUAUGCUUUGGUUUUAUAUCUACCGAUAAGCUUAUAUCUUGGUGGGUACUGCCUAUCAUUUCAUUGCCAGAAUGAUUUCAUUAUCGAAUGUAGUUUAUUGUGUGGAUGGUUCAUUGUUUUUGUGGAUAUUAGAUUGUAGUCUUGUACAUUCAAGGGUGUCUGAAGUUUCCUCUAGACUUGAAUUGAAAGGGUCACUGCAAGAAUCCAAAAGCGUCAUAUGUACAUGUAGCCUAUGUAGGGCAAUGCAUUAAAAAGGUAAUCCUGAAACAAUGGGGUUUUAUGUGUAUUAAUGCCAUGGAUAUUUCACUACAUCUAUGAUAAAGUACAUGCAGACACUAUAUGCUUUCCAUUGAUGUCUUCAUGGCACCCAUACCCUCACUGAUAAAUGCAUACCAAUGUCUUCCAUAUGACAAGCAGAAUUCAUUGCCUACCAUAGACGUAAAUAUUGUUGCGAAUGUAAUUGGUAUCCCUACUGCAAACUAUAUUCUUCGCAUAAAGUUUUACAUUUGAUUUGGACUGCACUGUUUUUUAUUGGACUUAUUGCAGAAUAAUGCGUUAAUGAAAUGAUUGAUACUGCAUAAGGAGUUAUCAAAUCUAAUGAUCUAUUUUGGAUCCAUUGGAGAUGAGUUUGACCAGGACAUUGAGUGAAUUGACCUGGUUUAUACCUUCUGAAGCUGCUCGCCACAUGAAGUGAAUUUUUAUAAAAGAGAUGGACUUAUUUCACACCAGAUGUUACUUGAAAUGAAUUCGUAUCUUUAAUGUCAUGAUUCAUCGGAUGCCUAAUCCACUUUGAAACAAAAAUUCCCCAAUUUGAAAUGGGGCCUUUGAGGUGACAUGCAAUGGUUUUCAUGAUCCAGAUGUUGUCCUUUUGAAUUUCGGUCUGUGUUGUUAAUCUAGAAUUGUAUCUCUUGUGAUAUUUUAUGUAGACAUGUGUCUAGGUAUGUACCUGUAAUUUAUUAAACAAAAGUUUGGCCUUAUUUGGCAUCAGAUAUAUAGCUACCAGGUAACCUGUACUAUAUUCCAUCUUAGAUUUUUGCUGCCCUGCAUAUUAAAUCAUUCAUGGAAAUCCAAACUAAAACACUGAAACUCUGACGAAAGCUACCCUGUUCUAAGAAGAUCAGGCUGGUAAACCACUCCUCUGAUUCAAUGAAUCGGAUCAGCUACUGGCAGUUUUCUUCUACCUCACUUCAUUUUGCAUACAUCUAUGUUAUGCAUGUUUUUCUAUCCAUGCACCUAGAAUAAAGAUGAGGUCUGCAUUGAAA
Molecule: messenger RNA, 4553 nt
Organism: Lineus longissimus
Lineage: Eukaryota; Metazoa; Nemertea; Pilidiophora; Heteronemertea; Lineidae
Exons: 6
Coding region: 364-2049 (561 amino acids)
Source: RefSeq, a predicted model, not a curated record